CAGCACCAAAAUCGUCCUAAAUAUUUUAGAAACCCUACUAAAGGUUAUGUCGUCUGCAUCAUAGAAGAGAAGUUCAGUUUCUCAAAAGAGAGCCGUGGGUGGAUAUUUUGAUUUUCAGAAGAAACUCAAGAAGGUGCAGCUGACAAACCCAAAAUCAUGGCUUUUAUGGUUAACUCUUCUGAUCAGAAUGAAAGAACAAGCAAAGAAGCGCCUAAGCUAUGUGCAUUGUCAUUGGAUUCAGUGAGGAGCAAAGUGCAAGCUUUAACAUUGAAUGAUAAGGAAGGGAUACCUGAAAAGGUACGAGAAGUUGUUGGAGCUAAGAGUAGUGUACCUAUUCAGUAUAGGGAAAAGAUGAUGAAACGUGCAAGACAAGAAGGGGAAAUUUCCGCUCGUGUACCACUUAAGAAGGCGGAGGAGUCGAGAAACAGGUUGGUUGGUUUGUUGGAAGAUUUCUACAAUGAGGUUAGAAGUUUACCUUUGAAUAAAGGUCCUUCAAGCUUCAGUAAUUCGAAUAGGGGAGCGAAAAAACAGUCUAAGCGUUGGGAAAUAAUCGGAUGAGUCUCCCCCUCCCUCCGGAGUUAUUGAUGUAAUCAGUGCCUCACUUUUGGCUUCUAAUAUUUUCAUGCUUAGGCGGCUUUGUGUCUAAGACGUAGUUUUAUUAAUACUAGUUAAAAGGCUUUUUCUCUGAAGUAUAUCAAUGCAAUACUUCAUUUAAUCAAGUAAUAUUUGGUUUAAAGAUGGCAAAAGAAACAACGUAUAGAAAGAACUACCAGAUUUUGAUUUC
This is a messenger RNA of Papaver somniferum (opium poppy), 784 nucleotides long. RefSeq lists its product as uncharacterized. Lineage: Eukaryota; Viridiplantae; Streptophyta; Magnoliopsida; Ranunculales; Papaveraceae. The record is from RefSeq and is a predicted model, not a curated record. The transcript has 5 exons. The coding region runs from base 157 to 558 and encodes 133 amino acids.